AUGGAGGCGAUAAAUACCGAUUGCAGCGACAGUUCCCGCAGCCAACAACUGAAGGACGAAGAUAGGCUCAGCAUGCUGACUGAUGAUAUUUUACUGUCCAUCUUGGGGAGAGUCAGCUCAUGUAUGGCUGCAAGGACAAGUGUGCUCUCUACACGGUGGAAGCAUCUGCCUUGGUUGCUGCCUGAGCUCAGCAUCGAUGUGAAGGAUUUCCUAUCCGCUCCGUGCGCUGACCCUAUUGAGGAAAAUGAUAUGGAACAAGCUAUGAAGUCUUUGACCAAAGCAACCAGGAGUUUGUUGGAUAAACAACAGAGAGAAUCCACUAUCUCAAGUUUGCACCUUGAGCUCUAUCUGUUCAACGCUUUCCUUUGUGAGGUUGGCCCACUGAUAGGUGAUGCAAUCGACAGUGGUUUGUUGAAAAAUUUGGAUCUCACCAUUCUUGAUGAGACAGAGCCUCUUGACCAUAGUGAGGAAGAGAUGCAACAGCGAGCUCAAGACAUCGAUGCUUUUUUCACUGCCUACCCUAGUGUGCUCCACUGCCUCACAAAGCUCUCUCUAAAAAAUGUAGGCUUUGACAAAUUGGACAUGCACCAUGUUCUGUUUGACUGCUGCAAGCAACUGAAGCAUCUAACCCUUCAUCAUUGUGAUACUGGUUCCUACUCUCUCUUUAAGAUUGAUGCACCACACUCAAAACUCUGUGUUCUAGAAAUCGGAAAGUGUCGCUUUCUGAGAAUCGACCUUGUCUGCCUCCCUAAUCUGGAGAAGUUGGUUUGCGAUACUUGGGUAUCUCAGUGUGCCCCGUUGACCUUUGGUUUUGUCCCUUCUCUUGGGGAAUUAGAACUCUCAUGUGGUUCAGAUUGUGAGCAACGCGGAUUUAAAUUAAGUGAGCUUCUACAUGGAGUAACAAGCAUACAUAGUCUCACAUUGGAUUUCCAAGGAGAAACCCUUUGGUUGCAUCCUGAAAUGGAGGAUCUCCGCACCGCAUUCAGCAAGCUAAGGAAGCUGUCUGUACUUGGUAUCUUUGUUGAAUUUGACAUUUUAUGGACAACGGCCUUUCUUGUAGCAGCACCAUCUAUUGAAAUGUUACAUAUUGAGGUAUGGGAACAUACAUGCGAUGUGGGUGAGGCCAGACCUGCUUCCUUCCAUGACAGAAGGAGCCCUCAGUGGGAAAUGCACUUGGAUAGCAGCUCCGAGAACAAGCUUCUGAAAGAGCUAGAAUUUGCUGGAUUUAAAUCGCUAGAACAACAGUUUACAUUUAUAAGAUCCAUGUUGGAGCGAUCUCCCAACUUGCAGAAGAUGGUACUGAAAGAUGAGGUGCAGUGCGAUGACUGCGAUGCCCUUGAGGUACCUCGCCCUUCUAGAUUUCCGAGGAAGAAAGAUGAGCAAGAAGUGGUCGUUAAGCGGAUUAUAGAUGGCAUUUUCUCGCCAGAGAUAAUUUUUCAUGAAUAA
This is a messenger RNA of Triticum turgidum subsp. durum (durum wheat), 1446 nucleotides long. Lineage: Eukaryota; Viridiplantae; Streptophyta; Magnoliopsida; Poales; Poaceae. The record is from the annotation of a GenBank genome assembly.